Chelmon rostratus (copperband butterflyfish) is the source of this 4400-nucleotide messenger RNA. RefSeq names its product growth arrest-specific 6 (gene gas6). NCBI's taxonomy places the organism in Eukaryota, Metazoa, Chordata, Actinopteri, Chaetodontiformes, Chaetodontidae. The coding region runs from base 445 to 2394 and encodes 649 amino acids. The record is from RefSeq and is a predicted model, not a curated record. The transcript has 15 exons. Gene Ontology annotation, cellular component: extracellular region. Gene Ontology annotation, molecular function: calcium ion binding.
UGCUCCCCCCUCCUGAAGCAGCAGAGGCGUGCUGCCUUUCUCCGCAGAGUGGGGACUCAGUCCGGCCAGAGAGGGCUCAACACACGGAGAGGAGGGUCAAAAUAUAAAGCACAGACCGCAAUGGGGACGAGCUGAACCGCAGGGAGAGAAGAGAACGGUCGCCGAGAUUGAUUUGCUGCGUUGUGAGCGAUAUGCGGGAGAAGCACACGGCAGUUUAGCACGCAACGCUCCGCGGCAGUGAUUUGACAUCAAAAACGUUACGGCCAACGGUCGGAAGUACCUGAAUACCUGCAGUGUUUCGCACUAACGUUAGCCUCGGCUCGGUGCGAACAGCGUUGACAUUGAGAGACAGGGGGGACUGAGAAGCAGAGAGGGGCAUAGAGAGACUGCAAGACGGGACAGGAGAAAGUUUGUCAGGCUUGGCGCAGACACCGCGGUUAAACAAUGCGGCUGACCCCGACAAAGUCCCUUUCAUCGGCAACCCUGCUAAUACUGCUGGUUGUCCGCUGGUCCGACAGCAUUUCAUUGUCUCCCCAAGAGGCGAACCAGUUUCUGAGCAGACACAGGAGAGCGAAUCAAGUUUUCGAGGAGACGAAGCAAGGACACUUGGAGAGGGAGUGUGUGGAGGAAAGGUGCUCCAAAGAGGAGGCCAGAGAAGUGUUUGAAAACGACCCGGAGACGGACUACUUCUAUCCCAAGUAUUUAGCCUGUGUGGAAAGGUUUGGAGAUGCUGAAAAGAAGAAACAGGAUCUGGUCACAUGUGUUCAUAAUAUUCCAGACCAGUGUUCUCCAUCUCCCUGUAAUGCCAGAGGUACGGUGCGCUGCGAGGACAAAAAGGGCGACUUCCUCUGUCACUGUUUCACAGGCUGGGCUGGAGCCAGAUGUGAGAAAGAUGUGGACGAGUGCAGCAAGAGAAAUGGAGGGUGUGACCACGAGUGCAACAACACUAUGGGCAGUUACCGCUGCUCAUGUCACCAAGGAUACAUGCUGGUAGGACGCCACAUGUGUAAUGAUGUGAAUGAGUGUGAGGACCCAGGUGUGUGUGGAACAGCACGGUGUGAGAAUAAGGAGGGCAGCUACGAUUGCCUGUGUGAGAUCGGCUACGUCUACGACAAUGAAACCAAGAGCUGUGUUGAUGUGGAUGAGUGUGAGUCGGGUGUGUGUGCAGAGGAGUGUCUGAACACUCCAGGGAGUUUCCGUUGCUUCUGUGAUGGUCGUCAGGGCAUGAAGCUGGGCCAGGACCUCAGGAGCUGUAAGCCUUUGACUCCCUGUAUGUUGCCGUCUCUGAGGAGGAACUCUCGUUCCCUCUACCUGGGCCGCAUGUUCAGCGGUGUGCCAGUGGUGAGGCUGCGUUUCCGCAGGAGGAUUCAAACCGGCUUUUCAGCAGAGUUUGACUUCCGCACGUACGAUCCAGAGGGGGUGAUCUUCUUCGCCGGAGGUCACCUAAACAGCUCGUGGAUUGUGCUGGCUAUGCAUCACGGGAAGCUGGAGCUGCAGCUGAAGUACGGCACGGUCAGCAGGGUCACCAGCAGCGGACCCAUCGUCAAUGACGGCCAGUGGAGAAAGAUCUCGGUGGAGGAGCAGGGACGGAGUCUAGUUAUUAAGAUUGACAGGGAGGCCGUCAUGAAGAUCGCAGUAAACGGUGAUCUGUUUACUCUAAAGAAAGGCAUGCAUGAGCUCAAUCUCACCGUGGGAGGGGUCCCUUUCAGAGAGGACGGCCUAGUCAAUCAGGUGAACCCCCGUCUGGAUGGCUGUAUGAAGGAGUGGAGGUGGUUGACAGGUGAAGAUACAUCCAUACAAGAAACCAUUCGUUCCAACGACAACAUGCAGUGCUUCAGCACCGAGGAUCCUGGAGCGUAUUAUCCCGGCACUGGCUUCGCACUCUUCAACAUCAGCUAUGAAUCUCAGAACCUGAGCGUCCAGUUGACCCUGCGUCCAACGUCUGCGAUCGGAAUGCUGUUUGCACUCGUUUACCAGGACAGAGUCCCUCUCUCCAUCGCCCUGGCUGACUAUCAUCCCAGCACCGAUGAAUGGCGAGAUUUUGUUCUGGUAUCUUUAGGUGAUGUCAUCAUCGCCAGCUCUCCGGCCCCCCUGUGUGACGGUGAGAGUCAUGAAAUCCAGGUGACGAUCUCAGGCAACCAAACCCUGCUGCUGGUCGAUGGCAAGUCCGGACGUAGUGAAGACGCUGAAGUUCCCUUUGACCUCCUGUCACAGUCCAGCACCUUUAUAGGAGGCCUCCCUGAUGUUCCUCUGGUGUCCACGCUGGUGUCGGCUCCCUACAGCGGCUGCAUGGAGGUCCGUGUCAACGGACAGUCUGUGGACUUGGACCAAGCCAUCCACAAACACAAUGACAUCCGCUCACACUCCUGCCCCCUGCUGGACUCUCUCCAGUGACCAGAGCGUCCGUCUGCCAAAACUGAUCCAUACGCAGUUCAUUCAGGCAAUGGGGAUGAUUUCCAAUAUAUUUAUAAAAGCUUUGACCAGUGGGGAGAUGUUUUAGAUUGGAAUGUUAAACAAAAUAAAAAAAAACUGGACCAGGUAUCGUGGUGCCGCUUGGAGCCUUAGCCCAGGAUCACCCUGUCCUUUUACUGUGAUGACACUGCUGCCUAGAGGCAUUUGCAGGGAAUUUCACAGUAUUCUCUGUAUAAUGACUCAGUAAGGUAGUUCGUCAGCCAAUGAGCAACAUCUGUACUAGGCAGAAGAUAUGGGAAUAAAUGCUGCACAACAUUGCCUCAAAAACUGCCCAUGUAUCACAGCCUUGUAAGCCCACAAGAACACACAGGGCCUUAUCUAGAUCAAUGUCAAAUGGUUGGUCUUGGGUGAGCCUUACUACGCCUGGCAUCCUGUGCUUAAACGCAGAUCUGACUGGAACUUUGUAGGCAGAGUGACUCUUCGCUGCAGCAACUCAGCUGAUACCGCUGUGGUCAUGUUGCUUACAUCCAGUUCACCUAAGGUCCACCUUCACAAAGCUUGAGAUAAUCAAGUGCUUAUGUAGAAUCUGAUGAAAUUUCAACAAAAAAUGGGGACCAGAUAAAUAGUCCUACAUCAGCUACCCUACUCAGAGAAAAUAGCGAAUAGGUGCUCAGAUCUUCAUGAGUGUUUGCUGCAUAAUGACUUGGGGGUCGACUGGGGACUAAAUGAAUCUUUUUUGCCCCGUAGAAGCUGAAUCCCCUCCAUCCCCACAGCAGGGAGGUGCGCUAUUAGGCACAACUUUGUGUUCUGUAGAAAACCUUGCACAUAGUCGCAGGCAGAAAUGGACUGCGUACAAAGCCAUUUUCUUGAUUUCCUCUCAACUAAAGCCGCACUCCAUGUCUGCCUGCAACCUUAAAAAUCAACCAUGUGCCUCCAAAGAACAACCAACCCAAACAUCACGACAGCUUCCCUCCAAACAGGUGAAUCAUUUCACAUUGGUGCAGUACUGUAACACACAAACAGAGCUAACGCUUCUCCUAAUGAAAUGUUGUACUCAUUGCAGUUAAUACACUAUGCAUUUCCACCUGUGCAUUUUGGAGUAUUACAGUCUUUCAAAGAAGUGACUGACUCAAUAAUGUCCAACAAUAACUUUGUCACCAAGGCCCCUUCUUUCCCUCAGAAUCACCCACUCACAGUUAAUACCUGCCAUAUACCAAUCUGAGGACGAUAUAUUAGUCACAGAAGCACAGGGAGACUGGAAGGGGCCCUCCCCAUGAAGGAGGGAGUGAGCACUGCAUCGAACGCACCACACAAGCUACUGAGAGUAAAAAGAGUGCGCUGUAAUAUACUGAAUAUGUAAAUAACGUGACUGUACAAUGCUUUAUAGAAGACAGAAAGUUAACACUACCUUACGCUCACUGAGGUUUUUCUGCACAUUUAAGUUGAUCCAAAGUCAAACAGUGAUCUGAGUCUCUCGACUUCAUCUGCUUUCUGAAAAAAAGUUUGAGCGAUAAAUGCCAAUUGUUUUCUUGAAAUGGGUUCUAGGAGACUGCAAGAGCAAUAGUUUUUAAUUUGAUUUUAUAGGUGCUGAGCAAAACAAAACAAAACACAAUAAAAACAAAGAAUGUCAGAGGAGCAUUGCUAUUGAGAAUGUUGAAAGGGCUCCGGUGUUAUUUUACUUCCCUCUGUAAUGUAUCAUUUUCUAGUUCUCUGAUGAAUGAAUGCCAGAAUAUAGAGCUUGACGAGUUCCUGUUUAUUUUUAUCAUGUGUUGUGCAUUGGACUUGUCUUUAGUUUUUAUUUUUCACUUUAACUGCCAGUAUGUGUACGAUGCUGAGAGAAGUCUGCCUUUUGAGUUUUAACUUCCCUCAACAGUGAAAAUCCUAUUUAAAAACAAAAAUAAAAGCAGUUGUAUGAACAUCAUAGAGUAAAAUUGUAUUUUCAAAAAAUCACGUUUGUAUGCUGUGUGUUUGUGAAGAUAAACUUCCUG